Molecule: messenger RNA, 699 nt
Organism: Penicillium soppii
Lineage: Eukaryota; Fungi; Ascomycota; Eurotiomycetes; Eurotiales; Aspergillaceae
Product: VOC family protein
Exons: 1
Coding region: 1-699 (232 amino acids)
Source: RefSeq, a predicted model, not a curated record
AUGUAUACACCGAACCCAAUCUACCUUCUCUUAACCCUCCUAACUAUACACACAACAAACGCAUGCAAUCCCACCCGCCGCGACAUUGAUCCCGCAGAUGCCUUCACAAUAGGCACCGAUGGCCCAGCCCCAGCGGCAACGCUGGGUUUUGCAAUGAACCACAUCGGCCUACUCACAACGAACCUAACGGGCAUGAAGCACUUCUACGGCGAAAUUCUGGGCAUGCGGCUCCUCUUUGACGCCCAUGUAACACCCGAAUACACAGUAACGUACAUGGGGUACGCGCAGGGCGGGCGAAACGGAACGGGGUUCCAAAGCGGCGCCGAGCUGGCAGCCGCGAAAAACAAUCUGUGGGGGUUGCUCGAGUUGCAGCAGUUCAAUGUCUCGGAUGAUCGGUUGAUCGCGUCGACUGAGAGGAGUAAUACUUUUGGUCAUGUGGGACUUGUUGUCCCUGAUGUUGUUAAGACUGAGGAGUAUCUUGAAUCUCGGGGAGUGCGGAUUUUGAAGAGGGUCAAUGAGCCCAUUAAGGACUUUACGGGCCCUGUGCCUAAUGCGUUUGGUCUUGGGGAGUUUGCGGGAUUGCAUCUUGCUGCUAAGAAAGCCCUCGUUGACGCACAGGGGCUUAUUGGGUUGGAGUUUUUCUUGAUGGUUGCUGAUCCUGAUGGCAACCUGAUAGAGAUUCAACAGCAGGAUGCUUAG